Sporothrix brasiliensis 5110 is the source of this 1302-nucleotide messenger RNA. RefSeq names its product exopolyphosphatase. The coding region runs from base 1 to 1302 and encodes 433 amino acids. Gene Ontology annotation, cellular component: cytoplasm. Gene Ontology annotation, molecular function: exopolyphosphatase activity. The transcript is spliced from 2 exons. The record is from RefSeq and is a predicted model, not a curated record. Lineage: Eukaryota; Fungi; Ascomycota; Sordariomycetes; Ophiostomatales; Ophiostomataceae.
AUGGUCCCCCGGUCUCUCGGGGCGUUCUUAAAAGCGGCUCGCUCGGCAUUGACCGCCCCCGCCAGCCAGCGACCGAAGCCGCUGACCAUUGUCAUUGGCAACGAGAGUGCAGACCUCGACUCGCUCUGCUCGGCCGUUUUGCUUGCCUACUUCCGCUCCCACACACCGCCGCACAAUGCCUCCCUUCACGUGCCGCUGUGCAACCUGCCCCGCGCCGAUCUCGUCCUCCGCCCCGAAUUGCAAGCUGCUCUAGCCGGCUCCAGCCCUGUCCCCAAAGCCGCGUCUGGCUCUCGUCCGAUUCCAGGGGCGCACGGUGGUGUACCACUGGACAGUCUUAUCACGCUGUCCGAGCUUCCCGACGACCUCACGGCAGACGACACCGAGUGGCUGCUCGUCGACCACAAUGCCCUGACCGGCGACUUGGCUGCGCGUUUCCAGAGCAGUGUUGCGGGCUGCAUUGACCACCAUGUCGAUGAGGGUGUGGUCCCGGCUGCUGAUGACAAAGGCGCCUUCCCGCGGAUCAUUGAGACCUGUGGCAGCUGUGCGAGUCUCGUUGUGGACUACGCCCAUGAUGCCUGGCGGCAGCUUGCCGAACAGGAGCCCGACCAGGCGACAGACCGGGUGUUGGCACGCCUCGCCCUGGCACCGAUCCUGGUGGACACGUCUAAUCUCAAGUCGGCCACCAAGACGGUCGAAACGGAUCGGCGGUCCGCGGCCGUGGCCGAGGGUGUUCUGGGCGUGAGCAACGGCGGCGGCAAGGGACCGUUCAACGCCUCCUACGAGACCAAUUCCCACUUCGACCGCACAGCCUACUACGAGGAGCUCUCGCGGCUCAAGAACGACAUAUCGACGUUUAGCUACAGCGAUGUUCUGCGCAAGGACUACAAGCAGUGGCGUGAAACGACUGACAGCGGCGGCAGCCUGACUGUCGGCUUCUCCACAAUCUCUCAGGGAAUUGGAUAUGUUCUGAAGAACAUUGGCGACCGCGACGCCCUGGUCGCCGGCCUAAAGACGCAUGCCAAAGAGAGAAACCUGGACAUUGCCGUCAUCAUGACUGUGCAGCACGACGAGGGUGGUUUUGCACGCCAACUAUUGUUGUGGGCCUUGAAUGACCCAGCGGUAAAGGCCGCAAAGGGUUUUGUGCAGGCGAACUCGGAGAAACUUGACUUGAAGCCGUGGGGCGACGGCCUACUCGACGGCGCCGAGGAAGAUGGUCAGUGGCGGGCGUGCUGGACACACCGCACCGAGUUCAGUCGCAAACAGAUGGCUCCUUUGCUGCGAGAUGCGAUGAAGUCUUCAUAG